AGCUCAUCAGAAACACUAAUAGACGUACACAGAUACAUGCAAAUAACAGUCUUAUAGAAGUUAAACAGGAAAACGCAAGAAAACGUCGUCGUUCAUUCUUGUCCUCUACUCCUUCACAUACAUAGAAAUACACGUAUUUUGCAUGCGCUUGUCUGAUAAUUCCUCCUCUGCUGGUGUCGCCCUCCCCCUUUUUUUUGCGGCUUUAAGAGCGAAAUAGUCGGCACGCGCGGCAAAAGUGCGCUGCUAACGCUGCGUGGCUGUUUCCUUCAAUAGCCUUUUUAUAAUUACUUAUUAUUAUUAUUAUCAUUUGUAACUCUUCAUCUUCUCUGGCGUGUCAGCAUGUCCACCCGCCUGGAGAGCGGCACAAAGGAAGGGUGGCUCUUCAACUACUAUCCCACCUCCGAGACGGUGCGGGAGGAGGACGGCGUAAGCGGCGAGGGCGCGCAGCGGGCAGCGUUGGUGCUGCUGUUUCAGGACUUAGCAGGCGACACGUUUUAUGUUCAUCUACAUUACAACCCGUACAUUCUGGUGCAGGCGGUGGAGGGACAUGAGCGCGAGGUGGAGCUCGGCUUAAUGUCCGUGUUUGGCCCCCAACUCAUUCACGAGAUCACCCCCAUCGAAAAGGAAGAUCUGGACCUGAUCAAUCACCUGAGUGGCAGGAAGCGCGUCUACCUGAAGGUGGUUUUCCGCAAUGUGCAGGACCUCACGACAGUGCGGGGACGCCUGGAGAAGGAGGUGCAGCGCAACUCGUCCCGCGCCACCGACGUCUCGUUACAAAACCUGUUCAGCGGCUCUCUCGGCGACGCUAUGGCCAAAACGUUCGAGGAGGACGCCCUCGAAAGCGCGGCUAACGGCGGCGGUCGGUGGAUGGACUGGAUACAGGACAUCCGCGAGUACGACGUGAAGUAUCACAUGCGGGUGGCGAUCGACAUGAAGGUCUACGUGGGUCUUUGGUACGAUGUCACCGUGGUGGAGGGGGAGGCGAGCGUGCGGCGGUGCGACGACAGCCGCUAUGCCCCGGCGAUGCCGCGUGUGGUGGCGUUUGAUAUUGAGACGACCAAAGCGCCGCUGCGCUUUCCACAACCGGAGGUGGAUCAGAUUUACAUGAUUUCGUACAUGCUGGACGGUCGCGGUUACCUCAUUAUCAACCGCGAGAUCGUCACCGAGGACAUCGCGCCUUUCGAGUACACGCCGAAGCCGGAGUACGAGGGAUUCUUUGACACCUUCAACGAAGACGACGAGGCAGCCACGCUGCGCCGCUUCUUUGAUGAAAUGAACAAGUACCAGCCCAACGUGUACGUCACGUACAACGGCGACUACUUCGACUUCCCAUUCAUCCACGCGCGCGCGCUCUACCACGGCAUGAAUAUGCGCAAGGAGAUCGGCUUCACGCAGAUGGCCGACGGCGCCUUUCUGAAUCAGCAAAUCCCACAUCUGGACUGCUUUUACUGGGUGAAACGGGACUCCUACCUGCCGCAGGGGAGCCAGGGCUUGAAGGCCGUGACAAAGUACAAGCUCGGCUACGAGCCGAUCGAGGUGGACCCAGAGAACAUGCUCCCCCUCGCCCAAUCGCACCCACAACGAAUGGCGUCCUACUCGGUAUCUGAUGCCGUGUCUACGUGGUACCUCUACCAAAAGUACGUCCACCCCUUUAUCUUCUCGCUCGCCACGAUUAUUCCCAUGUCCCCGGACGAUGUCUUACGGAAGGGCUCGGGUGGUUUGUGCGAGUCGCUGCUGAUGGUGCAGGCGGAGGCCAACAACGUCGUUUUCCCCAACAAGAAGGAACUGGUACGUGAGCGCUUUUACGAGGGACACCUCAUCGACAUGGAGACCUACAUUGGCGGUCGCGUGGAGGCGCUGCGCAGUGGUGUGUAUCGCUCCGACAUCCCGAUGACCUUCAACAUGAAUCCAGACACCUACCAGAAUCUCAUGGACGACGUCGACAACGCCCUUCGCUUCUGCGUGGAGGUCGAGAACGGCGUCAAGAUGGAGGAAGUGACAAACCUCGAAGAGAUCAAGACGGGCAUUCUCACAAAACUCGCCGCACUGCGGGACCACCCGCACCAGCAAGAGAAGCCGUUCAUUUACCACCUGGACGUAGGUGCGAUGUACCCCAAUAUUAUCCUUACCAAUCGCCUGCAGCCCUACGCAAUUGCGCGGCCAGACGUCUGCGCGGGCUGCUGCUACAACUCCCCCAACAACGAACUGCAGUGCAAGCGGGUCAUGUCGUGGAAGUGGAGGGCAGAGCUGUUCACCGCAGGCCGGUACGAGUUCCAACGUGUAAAGGCGCAGCUUGAAAACGAGUCCUUCGCGGCUGGCGUCAUUGAGCAGGCGAAUUUGGCCGCCGUGCAGAAGAAGGCAUACGGUAAUCGGAAAGGCAACGUGCUGGAGGGCACCGCCUACGAGCGCAAGGACGACUGGAAGAAGAACGGCAGUAGUAAUAAUAAUAAUAAUAGGAACAACGGCAUUGGAGGUGGUCGCUUCAAUGCCAGUAGCGGCGGGAGUGGAUACCGGCAGGAGUCCCGUCACCAGCAACGCGAGGCGGCUGACGCGCUGCUCCGGCGUGAGUUCGGCGGCGGAAACAACGGCGACAACGGCUCGGACGACGACGACAAUGACGAAGACGGCCCGAAGGCCUUUCACAAGCUGAAUGACUCGACGCAGUUCAACAUGCUGAAGCGGCGCCUCAGCGAGUACAGCCGCAAGGCGUACGGCAGAAUUCACGAAACGCGCGAGGUGAUGCGGUCGAACGUGGUCUGCCAGCGCGAGAACUCCUUCUACGUCGACACCGUCCGCCUCUUUCGCGACCGCCGCUACGAGUACAAGGCAGCGUUGAAGACAUGGAAGAAGAAGCUCGAUGCAGCCACCGACGUAGAUACGCGGAAGGUGUGUCAGAGCCGCUGCGUGCAGAUGGAGUCGCUGCAGCUGGCCCACAAGUGCAUCUUGAACUCCUUCUACGGUUACGUGAUGCGCAAGGGCUCGCGCUGGUCGAGUAUGGAGAUGGCCGGCAUCGUCACCUACCUUGGCGCCACGCUCAUUCAGAUGGCACGCUCGCUGGUGCAACAGAUCGGCGUACCGCUGGAGCUGGAUACCGAUGGCAUCUGGUGCUGUCUGCCGAACACGUUUCCUGAGAACUACACCAUCAAAACUUCCAACGCGUCCAAGUCGAAGAUCUCGCUCUCCUACCCCUGUGUGGUGCUCAACAAGAUGGUGCACGACCGCUACUCGAACCCCCAGUACCAGAACUUAGUCAGCCCCGGUGUGUACGAGACGCACAACGAGUGCUCCAUCUACUUCGAGGUUGACGGCCCCUACCUGGCGAUGCUGCUGCCGGCCAGCCGCGAAGAAGGCAAGAGCAUCAAGAAGCGGUACGCCGUGUUUAACCCGGAUGGCAGCAUGGCGGAGCUGAAGGGGUUUGAGCUGAAGCGCCGCGGAGAGCUGAUGCUGGUGAAGGACUUCCAGGCACAGGUGUUCCGCCGCUUCCUCGACGGCACCACGUUGGCGGAGGCCUACGCCUCGGCCGCCUACGUGGCCAACACGGCACUGGACCUCCUCGAGUCGAAAGGUGACGGCUACGACCCCGAGGAGAUCCUCGAGAAGAUUACGGAGAGCAGCAACAUGAGCCGACGCCUGUCCGAGUACCCGGAGGCGCAGAAGUCGCUCGCCAUUACGACGGCGCGACGCAUCGCGGAGUUCCUCGGACCGCAAAUGGUGAAGGACAAGGGUCUCGCCUGCCACUUCAUCAUCUCCCGCAUGCCGGCGGGCCGACCGGUGACGGAGCGGGCGAUCCCCGUGACGAUCUUCCGCGCUGAGCCGGCGAUCCGCACGCACUUUCUGCGAAAAUGGACCGGCGACACGACGCUGCCGUCCGAAUUGAAUCUGAAGGCGCUGCUGGACUGGGACUACUACACCGCCCGCUUCAGCGCGUGUGUGCAGAAGAUCGUGUCGAUUCCGGCGGCGCUGCAGUCACUGCCGAACCCGGUACCGCGCGUGGUGCACCCGGAUUGGCUGGAGAAGCGCAUUCGACACCUCAACUCCCGCUACCGCCAAGUGUCCUUGGUGGGCAUGCUCGCCAAGGCGAAGACCCGUAACGAGGAAGAGCGGCAAGGGGCCACGGCAUCUGCAGGAGCAGCCGCCGUUGUGGUCACGGCCACUUCUGAAAACGAACUUCACAUCGAGGGCGACGACGACGUGACUGUUGUGAAGGGUAUUCGCAAAAGCAAUGGCGGAGGAGGAGGCAGAGAACUGCAAGACUUGGAAGACAUGAUGAGCCCCGGAGCUGGGCGUGCGCCGAAGCCCAAAGGGCCGACGAAGCCAAAGCUAAAUUGCGCACGUGCGCAGAACGCAGCGACCGUCGACGGCGACUCGGACGACGACGACGACGCAGCGGUCGAGGUGGAGUCGGAGGACGACGUGGAGCGGCAGCAGCGCGUGGCGGACGCCGAGCUCGACUCCCUCGCCCACGAUGUCAAGCAAAAGUACUUCGCGCCGAAGAGUACCGUCGCGUUGGAUGCGGGCUUCUUCGCGGAGGCCGGCAGCAAGCGGUGGCUUGCGCAGCGCAGAGACGCGUGGUUACAACGUGCGCGUCUGCGCAAGGAGUUGGCAUUGGAAAACGGGUUUGGUGACGUGUCGCUGGACGGCGAGGCGAGCGGGGCGGCCGCCACGGUAGUGAGCGGCCUCAACAGCCACUUCAUCGACCUCAAGUCCCGUGCGCUGGCAACGACGUGGAACGUGAUGGAGGUGCGCGAAACCGACGAAGAUCCUGGCGUCGUGCAGGUGCUUGCCGCGCUCGAUCAGAAUCUCUACUCCUUCCGCGUUCAGGUGCAGCGCACCGUCCUUGUCGACGUCGACCCAACGUUGCGGCUGCACGGCUUUGAGGCGGUAGAGCUCAACGGCCGCGUGCUGCCGCGCCAUGUGGUGGCGGGCCGCCUGUAUCAAGUAGCCAUCACACCCGGCGAGGAGGGGGAGAGGCGACUGAACGAGCUUCGCAUGAUGGAAGGGGUAAGACAGAUCUACGAGCAGCACCGCUCUCGCACGGAGCUGUUCAUUGAGCAGCUGGGCUGCUGUGCGUCUGUGGAUGCUGGCCGACACCUCCGCAACGCCCGGCGCCGACCGCCGUCGCAGCGGGAGAUGUUCGGUUUGGAGGAGAUGGAAAUGAACUCCUACUCGAACUACCUCGGCCGCGGCGUGGCUGACCGCACCGUCUUUAUCUUUCAAGCCGUGACGGAACAGCAGCGCGGCCUCAUCGCCGUCGUGUACCCGCAGACGAGUUCGGCGCUCGUCGUGUUCAUCCAACCCGCGGAAGCGCCUAAGCCGUCGAUUAACUGGACGACGGUUUGCGAGGAGGGCGCGCGACGCCUUCGCACGGACCCGCCUGCGCCGAUCCACGUGACAGCGGAGACCGCCGUGGAUCAACGAGGGGCGUGGCGGUUGAUUUACCAGCAUUUGAGCGCGGCGCUGGAAAGCACCCGUGCACCGUUGCUGGCGGUGCUGCAGAGCUCGCAGCCAACCGCCAUACUCUUACAGCAGCACGCGCUGCCCACCGGCCUGCCCUACCUCCGCGUCCUCGGUGCAGCAGAGGAUGAGCGACUGCUGAGUGACCCCUUCCGCUGGGCCCGGCUCCUCUCCAAGCGCCUCUUCGAGCGCUUCUUCGCCUCUCUCCUGUGGGUCGAAGAGCGUUUGGCGCUGAGUCGCAUGUCUGGCAUCCCGCUUUGCAACAUCGCGCAGGACAGCUGCGUCCACGUGCUCGACGUCCUCUACACCCGCGCCCUGCACCGCCGCAGCCACGUUCUGUGGUGCAGCAGCGACGCUGCCGUCGCCUUCGACACCGUCGAGGAGCGUCCGCGGGCGGUGUGCAUGGCCGGCGGCUACCCGGCGUGGUGCGUCGACUUCAGCCUCUCCCGCCUCGACGUUGUGGCGCUGCUCUUCUCGCAGGUGAUCGAGGAAGGCGAUGACCCAAAUGCACGCGUGCUGUGCGACAGGGGCGUGUCCACCCACUUCAACAUUCUGCGGGACCUCGUCGCGGACCUGCUCGGGCAGGCGGUGGAGAACACCUUGGCGGACACCCUCAUGAACAACGUGGCGCGCUGGCUGCGCGACCCGGUUUCGGUCUGCUACGAGCCUCGUCUCGUGGAGAUGCUGAGCGGACUGGCGCACCGCGCGUUGACCGGCGUGCUGCUCCGGCUCGCGAAGCUCGGCGGGCGCACGGUGAAGGUGGACGGCGAGUCGGUGACGGUGCUGACGGCGAAGCACUCUAUUCAAGAGGCCGUGAGCUUUGCGAACUUCGUCGCCACCUCGCUGCAGGACCAGCCGAUGCUCAUGCUGCUGGCGCUGCAGCCGGUGCGGUACUGGUGCCCGUACGUGGUGCUCGACCCCCGCAACUACGCCGGGCUCUACGUGUCCACCGAAGCCGCUGUGCGCAUUAGGGAAGGCGAGAGCCCCUCCCGUGCGGACCUGCAGCUCAGUCACCAGUUCACCAUGACUAGCCGCCUGCCGAGUCGGGUGCGCGCCAUCUUCGUCGACCGCGUCGUCGACACACUCUUCAAGCUGCACGCGGCGAUUCAGGCAGUAUACGAGGACACCGUGAAGGACCACACCGUCACCCUGGCGACCCGCCACGACCACCUCGCGCGCCGACUCCUGCAACGCUCGCAGGCGCUGUGCGAGGGUGACCUUCAAACGGCCAUCAUGGAUGAGGUCCAGCGCGUCGCCGACACCCGCGACCUGUACACCGUCGAAGAGGACGCCGCAAGACAGAACGGCUCUCUCACGUUCUGGUCCAGCAGUGCCGUGGCGCUCGAGUACGCCAAGUGCAUUUGUCGCGUCUUGGAGCUCAUCCCCUCCAACGGCGCGGUGGGAACGGUGCGCAACAACUGCAUGCGGCUGUGCGGCAUCAGCCCCUUCUCCCCGCUCGCGCAGUUUCAGUCUGACCCUUUUCUUACCUACCGUUUGCAGUCCCUCACGUGCAGCUUCUGUUGCAGUCACAUCUCGAUUGACCUGCUCGCCAAGCGGAAGGCGCCGACAGCUCCGUUUACGUGCUCAGAGUGCGAGGCCCCCAUCGCCGCCAGUGCCGUGGAAGGUUCGCUGGUGCGUCACGUGAGCCAGCUGUUGCGCGCGUACAACCAGCAGGACUUUGUGUGCUCCAAGUGUCAUGAGAUGACCACCACUUACGUGGCGGAGGGCUGCUGUGGCCCGCUGGUUGGCAAAGCAGCGCGGAUUGAAGGUGAGCUGCGUGCUUUGCAGUACCUCGCCAAGAAUCAAGGCUUUGCGUGGCUGAUGGAGAGUGUGGAGGCAGCGCUUCUCUGCUCGUAG
Molecule: messenger RNA, 7311 nt
Organism: Leptomonas pyrrhocoris
Lineage: Eukaryota; Euglenozoa; Kinetoplastea; Trypanosomatida; Trypanosomatidae
Product: putative DNA polymerase epsilon catalytic subunit
Exons: 1
Coding region: 340-7311 (2323 amino acids)
Biological process (GO): nucleotide-excision repair, DNA gap filling; base-excision repair, gap-filling; DNA replication proofreading
Cellular component (GO): nucleus; epsilon DNA polymerase complex
Molecular function (GO): DNA-directed DNA polymerase activity; single-stranded DNA 3'-5' DNA exonuclease activity; nucleotide binding
Source: RefSeq, a predicted model, not a curated record